Molecule: messenger RNA, 4559 nt
Organism: Clarias gariepinus (North African catfish)
Lineage: Eukaryota; Metazoa; Chordata; Actinopteri; Siluriformes; Clariidae
Gene: clip2
Product: CAP-GLY domain containing linker protein 2
Exons: 17
Coding region: 228-3275 (1015 amino acids)
Biological process (GO): cytoplasmic microtubule organization
Cellular component (GO): cytoplasm; microtubule plus-end; nucleus
Molecular function (GO): microtubule plus-end binding
Source: RefSeq, a predicted model, not a curated record
AGUGUGUGAGGGUGUAGGGAGUGGCAGCGACAGAGAGCUCGCAUGCCGGCGGAUACGCGAGUGUGUCUCAUUCAGAGGAAAACGCGACGCUGCUCUCGGGCGGUUUCCGUUAGGACUUUAUAACGGCUGGACUUGACGAGUCCUACAGAUAAAAUGGAGAAAGAGCGACCCGCGUUCUGAACAUUUAGUGCCUCCUGGAAUCCCCACCCACCUUUCAAGCGGACACCAUGAACAUGCUGAAGUCGAGCGGCCUUAAGAUCCCUGGCAGGGGUCCGAAACACUCGAGCCCGGUGGGACGAACCACCACGGGGUCACCGUCCUCCCCUGCAACUCAGAAAGACAAUGUUCCUCACAAACAGCCCGCGCCUGCCCCGAGCAGCAGUGCAUCAGACAAGUCGAGCUCAAAAGCUUCUGAGGUGGGCGACGAAGUGCCGAGUGACUUUGCGCUGGGUGAGCGCGUAUGGGUGAAUGGUGUGAAGCCGGGUCGUGUGGCUUAUCUUGGUGAGACCCAGUUUGCCCCAGGUCAGUGGGCAGGAGUCGUUCUUGAUGAACCAGUGGGCAAGAACGACGGCUCAGUGGGCGGCGUGCGCUACUUCGAGUGCUUGCCUCUCCAGGGUAUCUUCACACGGCCCUCCAAGCUCACGCGCCAGCCCGCAGCGGAAGCUGGCGACGGCCACCCUGCAGACCCUCUUACUGGACCGAACUGCCAGACCGGCACCGGUUCCCAGCGGGUGGUCGUACCACUGCGAGAGGGAAUACUGAACAGCGCUGCAAAGACCGGAAAUGAGUCCGGUUCCAACAUGUCCGACAGUGGCUCGGUGAAGAAAGGUGGAGAAAAGGAUCUGCGAGUGGGAGACCGCGUGCUGGUGGGCGGCACGAAGACUGGCGUGGUGCGCUACGUCGGCGAGACAGACUUUGCCAAAGGCGAGUGGUGCGGCGUUGAGCUGGAUGAGCCUCUAGGGAAGAACGACGGAGCUGUGGCUGGGACAAGGUACUUCCAGUGCCCACCCAAAUUCGGCCUGUUUGCCCCCAUCCACAAGGUGAUCCGCAUCGGCUUCCCAUCCACAAGUCCGGCUAAGGCCAAGAAGAGCAAACGCGUGGCCAUGGGAGUGUCGUCACUGGCUCACAGCCCCAGCAGCUCGUCCAUCAGCUCUGUCAGCUCCGUGGCCUCCAGCGUUGGCGGCAGGCCUAGCCGCACUGGCCUGUUGACAGAGACGUCGUCCCGUUAUGCGCGCAAGAUCUCCGGCACCACCGCGCUGCAGGAAGCGCUGAAAGAAAAGCAACAGCACAUCGAACAGCUCCUGGCCGAGCGCGACCUGGAGCGGGCCGAAGUGGCCAAGGCCACCAGCCACAUCUGUGAGGUGGAGAAGGAACUGAACACUCUCAAAGGCCAGCACAUGCAGUAUGCAGCAGAGGCGGAGAGCAACCUGCAGCAAGUACGCACCCUGUUGGCCAAUGCGCAGAGAGACAAAAUGGAACUGGCCAAUCAGCUUGAAGAAGAGAAAAGGAAAGUCGAGGAUCUUCAGUUCAGGGUGGAGGAGGAAUCCAUCACUAAAGGGGAUCUAGAGACUCAGACCAAACUGGAGCAUGCCCGUAUUCGGCAGCUCGAGCGGAAUCUGCGUUUGGAAAAGUCCAAAGCAGAGAAGCUUCAGAAAGAGUUAGAGGAAAAGAUGCAAACCACGGUUGAGGAGAAGAGCCGGGUAAUGCAGCUAGAGGAGGAAUUAACCCUGCGCAAAGCUGAGGUGGAUGAACUCCAGGCACGCCUGCAGAGAGCCUCGUCUUCCGGAGUGGAAGGUGGAGAUGUGAUUUCCAGCUCUGAGGCUCUCGUUCUGCGUGAACGCUUUGAAUCUGCACGCCGUGAGGAAAGCAGCCAAUUACGAGAAAAUUAUGAGGCCAUGCUGGCCGCCAGCCGCCAAGAAACUGAACGCGUCAAGGCCAUCACAGAGCGGCAGGCCUCUGAGAUCACAAAACUCCGCCAACGGCUUCAGCAGGCCACACGUGAAAACAUGGAGAUGAUGGAUAGCUGGAAGGCCAAGCUGGACACUCUGGUUGGGGACCACCAACGUGCCCUAGAGGAGCUCAAAUCCUCACUGAUCAACGAUUCCAAAGCUUCUGAGACCAGUGGAGGAGACGGAGAUGGUCCCACACCUGAAGUGAGAGCUACUGUAGAGAGCAUGAGGAUGGAGCAACAGCUGGAGGUGGAGAACCUCAAGGCCAAGCAUGAGAUUGAAGUGGCUGUGCUGGCCAAGGAACGUGAGGAGCUUCGGGUCAAGGUUCAAGAAUUGCAAGAUAAGCUAGAGGAGAGCGAGGAGAACACCAGGAACAACCAGGAGCUCAACGAGUCCGUGGAGAAGCUCCAGGAGGCCGAGCUGAAGGUCACCGGAUUAAGAGAGAGGCUAGAGUUGGCAGAGAAGAAGAUGGCCGACUAUGAGGCUCUGCAGAACGCUGAAGCACAAAGCCGAGCUGAGAUCCGUGAUCUGCAAGAGAAGCUGAGGGUUAGCGAGAAUCGACUACAGGCUGUCGAUUCUGAUCAUAUCAGCCAAGAUGUCAAUAUGAUAGAAAAUAAUGACAGCUCUGAAGAGAAGAUUAAGUUAAAGCAGAAUAUGGAAGAAACUUUGGAGAAACUGGCAAAAAGGGAAAAAGAAGUUUCCACUCUUACUACACAAGUAGAUGACCUCAAAACACAGAUAACGGCCAUGGAGACUAAAAUCCGUGUGGGGGAGAAAAAGGUGGACGGCCUCCUCAGAGACAAAAUGCGUAUGGAGGCAGAGCUAGAGGCCAUCACCAAGAAAUCCCAUGAUGCAUCAGGCCAGCUGGUAAUCAUUAGCCAGGAGCUUCUAAAGAAAGAGAGGAGUCUGAACGAGCUACGCGUCUUGCUGCUGGAUUCGCCGCGCCACUCAGCCGGAAUGGACCGCGACCUGAGCCGCGAGCUGCACAAGGCCGAGUGGAGGGUAAAGGAACAGAAGCUGCAGGAUGACAUCAAGACUCUGAGGGAGAAACUGCUGCUUCUGGGGCGCGAGAGGUCGUCACCUGAGCAUCGUCGCUUCUCUAUGAUGGAGGCGACAGGGAACGACGCCGAGGUGGCGCGCCUACGCCAGCGACUCUUGAGCACCGAGGAGGCCUUGAGGAACGCGCUGGAACACAACCAGGAGGUGGACCAGCUGGUGCAGGCCAUGCGCACGCGACCCGAUAAGAGCCAGGCAUACAGCAGCACGAAUUCUGCAAACGGGAUCCAUCAAGAAGACGCUGCCUUUACGGAAGAGGGACAACACUGAUGAUCGGAGUCGUUGAAGCAAUGCUCAACCAGUUAGGGAAAAAUCCUGGAGGUACGCUGAAAAAAAAAAAAGAAGAAAAAAAAGAGAGACGUCAACUUCGGAUCAACGUCUCAUUGGACUGCUUUGCAUUUGUUUUUACAGCUCGCAACAAGCCGACGAACAAAACCGCAACCACUUAGCAAAUGUGUAUGUAAAACAGUGUGAGAUGUUAUUUAAAAAAAACAAAACAAAACUAAAAAGCGAACAAACAGAGCGUUAUCUUUAAAGCGGUACGUUGCGGUAACGGUUUUAGACUCGGACCGCUAAUCCACCUUGUACACUACCUCCAGUACGGACAAUUACUCCGAGAGAAGCGAAGAAAACGCAGCUGCCUUCAUGCUCGAGACAUCCAUGGAGUGAAGUGCUGUAGUCUGAUCGGCCAGGAUGCAGUUUAGUAAAGCUUUUUGGCCUCGGUUUUUACGUUAAUUUAUUUGCUUUUUAUGCUAUUGGAGUUAGAUGGAGCAGUUCUUCUCGAUUUUUGCCUUGAAAGACUCGCUACUCUCCCAUAGCCUCUGUAGUUGAAUGUCUGAGUCAAGGAGACAGUCAAGAUGUUUCCAUUCGGGCUUGUUCUUGUUCUUGUUCUCGUUUUCUUUUUUCCCCUCUCAUGUACUGUACGAAUGCCACAGUGUUCAGCCACCAACCAGUAUCCAUCCUCUAUAAUCCAGUAAAAUAGUGCACCAUGUUAGGGAUUCCAGCGUUUCCGAUUAAUGGGACUUCACCACUGUAUUCCUGUAAAAGACUUGAGAAAUCAGACGCUCAGACAUAUUAUUCAGCCUAGUACUGUGUUUAUGCUGUAUAUUUAUGUGUCAUGAUACAGUUUCCACCGUAAUCGCCGACCUGCUAAGUCGAAGCAAAUUUCUGCCUUUAUGAACGUACGUCAUCUAAUUCAGCGACAGUAAUGAUGAUGCACGAUUCCACAAUUUUCUACACGCGAGCACAUUACAAUUUGAAUGCUAACAGGUCUGUUUAAGUAAUGAUAUCCACCCUGUUACAACAAUUAGCCCAAAAACGGUUUCAGUCUUUCUCCGAUUGAAUAUUUCGGAAAAAUGAUUAAGGGAUUUCAUAUCGGAAAGAACGGAUAAAAACGAUAGGGCUGGCCCCAUGUUUUGCAAAAAAAAAAAAAAAAAAAGGAGAAAUUUCAAGUUGUUGGACUGGAAUGUUCUUUUAUGCUGUCACAAUAAAGCGAUUUACUCCCUUGGCUCUAGCUGUAAACUGUCCCCGGGAUUCAAUCAUUAAACAGAAAUA